CGACUGGUAUGCUACGAGCAUCCAGGGCUUUAGCGCAACCAAAGACAAUUGAACGCCUUGGUAAGGCAAUUGCACGUUCAAGAUCGAAUAGUCGUGAACCAAUCAAAGAGGCAAAAACAAUUUUUUCUGAUCUACCGGCUCAACUUACACCGUCAACAAGAGAAGCGAUGGCAGUCGCCAAAGAAGGAAAAAAAAUGGCGGCAUCCAUAACAUCACCAAAACAGCAAGCAGAAAAUGCCGCUCGGGAAGAAAAUGCCGAAAAAACAGUUACCGAGGAAAAAAUGAACGAAAUAGGAACAAAUUAGACAAAUAAAAAUCAUUAAGCAUGAUAAACCUCUU
This is a messenger RNA of Cylicocyclus nassatus, 339 nucleotides long. Lineage: Eukaryota; Metazoa; Nematoda; Chromadorea; Rhabditida; Strongylidae. The record is from the annotation of a GenBank genome assembly.